This is a messenger RNA of Hydractinia symbiolongicarpus, 6287 nucleotides long. Its product is annotated as inverted formin-2-like. Bases 173 to 5230 code for a protein of 1685 amino acids. The transcript is spliced from 17 exons. Gene Ontology annotation, molecular function: small GTPase binding; actin binding. Lineage: Eukaryota; Metazoa; Cnidaria; Hydrozoa; Anthoathecata; Hydractiniidae. The record is from RefSeq and is a predicted model, not a curated record. Gene Ontology annotation, biological process: actin cytoskeleton organization.
CAAACAUGUGAAUUUUUUAAAGAAGAAUAUUGGAGUUCAUUUCAAUAAACCUGCUUCACCUUACGUGCUCAUUCUAAAUAGAAGAUAAUUAAAGAUUAAACAGUAUUAUAAUAAGUUAUAUAAAAAUUUAUAUAUUUUCCUUCACCAAUGUUUAUUUCCUAAAAUUUCCAGCAUGGCGCGAGGUUUUCAGUGUUUACCAUUCAGGAAGAAACAGAAGAAACAACGUAAACUCGAUACAUCAAUCUCUAAUGAUGAGAAAUCAAACUUAAUAACAAAUAAUAACGAAGACAAACAAAAAAAUUCAGCAAGCUUUAAUAAAAAUGCUUCAAAAAUCUCUUUUUUUCGUAAACGCGGGAAAAAUGAAGAUGAGGAGAAACUGCUGUGUGGUGAUAAGGUUCAAACACGCAGUUCUACUGAUGAGAUAAUUUCAGACAAAUGCAAGAAAGACCAGCAUGAAACGUCAAUAAAAGAUGUCAAAACAAUUGGAAAUAUAACUUCUGAGAAUGCAAAUGAAGCCAAUAAUGACUUUGACAGCCUCACAGACGAUGUCUUCUCGACCACACAGGACAAUGCUCAGCCUCUUACUCGAACACGUCGACCUGUAUCUUCAGAUGGUAGACCAAGCUUAUGGAAGAGAUUAUCUUCCUCAUUGGCGCAGGAGGAGGAUAAUUUUAAAUUUGUAGAAGAAUUAGAUCUCACGCAGUGUCAAGAGGUUUUAUUAAAACCUUCAACGAAAAAUUACACCCGUUUGAACAUAUGGUUAAAAAAGUGUUCCGAUGAGUGGCUUAGUAAAUUUUUAGAGCAUAAUUGCCUGUAUAUGAUAUUUUCUGCCUUAAACGUUCUAAGUGGGAGACAAUACCAAGAGUUCGGUGAUGCAGUGCUGCAGUUGGAUCUAGUACGGAGUAUAAAGAACAUUUUGAACAAGCAAGUUGGAAUGAAAUAUUUAAUUAAAGACGACAAUGAUCUCAUUUUUGAAAUGGCCCUGGCCUUGGAUACUGGAAAUACAAUGGUAAAGAAACAAGUCCUGGAAAUGCUGUCUGGUAUAUGUCUUUACAGUAACCGUGGUUACGAGUUAGCACUCUCCUCCUUGGAGUACUUUAAGAAUGAGAAAAGUCAACGAUAUCGGUUUAGCAUACUUAUCAACGAAUUUAAAAAUGCAGAGCUGUUAGCGUACAAAACUACCAUCGUAGCAUUCAUCAACGCCAUUUUAAUGUCUACUAUAGAUUUCAACGAACGAAGAAAUAUUAGAAACGAAUUUAUCGGUCUUGGCCUGUUGGAUCUGCUAACAGCUCUAAGAUAUGAAGACGAAGAAGGGCUAUACAUCCAAAUUACCGUUUUUGAUGAACAGAAACAACAAGAUGAUGAAAUUAUGGUAACCUCAGAUGGUUUGGAUCUAAACGAUCACCAACAAGUAUUUCGAGCAGUUUUUGACCAAGUGGCUGACAAACCAGUGGCAAACAAUUUGUUGACCAUUUUACAGAGCUUACUAAUGAUUGAGGCCGACAAUGAAUUUCAGGACACAGCAUGGCAGACAGUGGAGGAUGUGGUUGUGAGAGCGGUAAUGGUAAACAAUGAAGCUCAAGCGAAACUGUGUAAACAACGGGCUGAUUUCGCUGUUAAAAAAAUGUCCCAGUCGUUAGAAUUGUUCAGUCAUAAAAACACACAAACUGAUAAUGUAAAAGUGGAAACUGACGCACCUCAACACAAAGAAACUCAAACUAUAGAAGUGCCUGCAUCCAUCAAGAUUCCUGCAGGUGCUGUUGGAUUACCUGGAUUACGUCCUAUGCUUGAUGCACCCACUACAGGACCACCCCCUCCGCCUCCUCCACCUCCACCACCUUUUCCAGGUGCGCCUACUGAGUUUUUUGAAGGGCCGCCACCACCUGCACCGCCACUACCACCCUCAAUUGGAGGAGCACCACCACCUCCCCCUCCACCACUACCAGGUGGAGGCCCACCGCCACCACCUCCACCACCAGGAGGGGGACCUCCACCACCACCUCCGCCACCGCCAUUAGGAGGAGGACCACCCCCUCCACCACCUCCACCUGGAUGUGGACCACCACCUCCACCGGGAUGUGGACCACCACCUCCACCGGGAUGUGGUCCACCUCCACCACCUGGAUGUGGACCACCCCCACCACCUGGUCUUGGAGGCAUGAAUACUGCAACGGAUGGUCCGCAAAAAGCAUCAAAACCAGCGUUUACACCGAAGCAAAAAAUGAAGAAGUUGCAGUGGAAUAAAAUUCCUGGACAUGUGCUGAAGCGAAGUACGAGUAGUGUGUGGAAGAAAGUGAUCGAAAUUAAUGAUGGUGUCGAGCCCGAUUACAAUAUGGAAGAAGAACUUUUUUGUCAAAUAAAUAUAAAGAAAUCUGACAAGAAGGAAGAGAAAAAGAAAGAACCUAAGGAAAUUGCCAUCUUAGAUGGAAAGCGCAGUAUGAAUGUCAACAUUUUCUUGCGCCAGUUUAAAGGAGGAAGCGAUCAAGUCAUUCAAUGGAUCACAGACGGGAAUAGUUCAGAACUGGGAGGUGAUAGAUUGAAAUGUUUAGAAAAACUUUUGCCUGACACGUCUGAAAUCGAUCAAAUAAAAUCAUUUAAAGGAGAAAAGGCGAAACUUGGACCUGCUGAAAAAUUCUUCUUAAGACUUCUCGAAGUAUCUAGUUAUAAAUUUCGAAUCAAGGGCUUAAUAUUAAAGGAAGACUUCAUGAUCUCGAAAGAAAGUCUGGGACCAAAUAUUGAAAUAAUGACACAAGCCAUCGAUGAUAUUUUGUGCAACGAGACACUUCCAGAAAUGUUGAAUUUGAUUUUGAGAGUUGGAAACUUUAUGAAUCAUGGUUCACAUGCGGGUAACGCAGAGGCUUUUAAAAUCACAUCUCUACUCAAACUAACUGACACGCGAGCAAACAAGCCCCGCAUGAAUCUGUUGCAUUUUAUUGUACAGAUUGCCGAAGCUAAGAAAGAAGAAAUUCUUGAUUUUCCUUCGAAAAUGAAACAUUUGGAAGCAGCUUGUCGUUUGAAUAUCGAUAAUUUGGAAAAAGAUGUUAAUGCGUUGAAAACAAGUGUCACUUCUACAGAAAAAGCAUUGGCGAACGCACCUGAUGAUGUGAAGAAACAAUUAGGAGAAUUUAUUGAGACGGCUAUCAAAGAAUGCAAAGAGUUGGAAUCUAAAAUAUCUGAUAUACGCAAAUUAAAUGCUGAAUUCGCAGAAUAUUUUUGUGAAGAUCCAAAAAAAUUCUCGCUUGAAGAUUACUUGAAAGUGUUCAAACAGUUUUGUGACAGCCUAAAGAAAGCGAAAGAUGAAAACGAACAAUUCAAGAUUCAAGAAAAGCGAAGACUAGUUCGAGAGCAAAAACAAGCUGAGGAAAAAGCAAGAAAAGAGAAGCUUGGUAUCAAAGAUGACAAACCUAAACUUGGAAAGGGACGAAGACCACCACCAGUGGAGGAGACGUGUAUUAUUGAUAAUUUGAUGAAUGAAAUAAAAAAUGGUUUCCCGCUACGAAAACGUAAUAUGCAAGAUUCUUCGUCGCUUACGAAAAAGAAGACGCCUGAUGCGAAAAAGGAGGCAGGGAAGUCAAAAAAGAAUUGGCAUAAAACGAAAGUACUAGCUGCGUUUUUGAUCACUGGUAAAUCAAAUGAUGAAGAACACACUAACAAUACAGAAAAACUUCAAACAAUUGCUGACGCACCAUCAGAAGUAAAACAAAACGGUGUCAAAGGUUCUGUACCCAUAUUGAAUGGAGAAACCUCUGUACCCGUAUUGAAUGGUGAACUAUCGGAAUCGCAUAAAGAUACGAUAAUAAAAGACGAUUUUCUUAUAAACGGUGAAAAAGGCGCCAUUACAGAAGAUAAAUUGUGUAAUGGAGUCCAUGUUGAAACAGAAAAAAUACCAAACGAAGACGGGGAAGAAGUUGCAUCAUCAGCCGAUGAAGUGUUUGAUAAAUCACUAAUAGAUGUAAUAGAUGGACCAAAAUUAAAUGGGGUGCAUUUGGAAGGUAACCAUGGGGACGAUUACUCGAAUCCGAUUUGUUUAACAGGUGUGAAAGCGUCAGAAAAAACUGUAACCGCUGAUGACGUCAUACCGGUAGAAAAAGAGUCUGGUGAUAAAUCACGCACUCAAUCCGUAGGGGUUUUAACACCUGACUUUGAGGCGCAACAUGACUACAGUCGUUUUCACGAAGAGGAAUUAACGAAGUUUUCGGAUAAAGUUAUCGCGGUGGAUGAAGCCGUUCCGCUUAUUGAACAACCGGUACGUACAUCGUCUCAGGGUGAUGUUAUAAAAAUAACUCAGGAGGAGGGUGUAGAUGAAAGCUUGACAGGGACAUCAAUUGAUGCAAGUACUACAAUGAGUAAAGCAGAAGUAAGUGAACAAACUAGUUCACCGAAGAAUAAUAAAACCGGUGGAUUAAUUACAGAUGUUGAAGUUCAGCCAAACAGCGUUGAAACUAACUCGCCGGUAGAGACUGAUACGCCGGUAGAGACUGAUACGCCGGUAGAGACUGAUAUGCCCUUAGAGACUGAUACGCCGGGAGAGACUGAUACGCCGGGAGAGACUGAUACGCCGCUAGAGACUGAUACGCCGGUGGAGACUGAUACGCCGGUAGAGACUGAUACGCCGGUAGAGACUGAUACGCCGGUAGAGAUUGAUAUGCGGGUAGAGAUUGAUGCGCCGGUAGAGAUUGGUACGCCGGUAGAAGUUACGCGGGUUAAAGGUGAUAUUUCUGUUGAGCGAAUCAAUGACUCUAAAUAUACAAGUAAGCAGAGCAGUUUCGAGGAUGUUAGUGUAAAAGAAGUGGAUAAUUUGUCGUCGAACACAAAGGGUGAACAAAAAACCAUCUACGAUGAAGAUAUCAUAGUCGAUGUAAAUAGUGAGAAUGUGAACAUAAACACAGAUUCGAAUGUUGUAGAUAAUUUAUCGAACGAUAAGAUAAGUGCAGAAUCACCUGCAGUGAAAGUGGAAAAUAAUGUUUCUUUAAAAAAAAAUGAUGAAAAUCUACAGAAAUCCGCUGACGUAAGUAACGGAUCUUCAAACAAGUUUUUUGAAAAUGCAGAAAAUGUAGGCGAUACUCAUUCUGAAGACGACGAGGAUGAUGAUAAUGAUGAUGAUGAUGAUGAGUAUGACGAUGAUGUUGGAAAAGAACAAACAGAAUCAAAAGUUGGCGACGAAGCAAAUAACGGCAAAGCUACAACGUCAAAUGUGCGACGGAAAAAACUUCACUGUAUCAUGCAAUAACACCAUUUACUUCAACCGUCAUUGGUCACACGGAGAUACAACACUAACCGUAUUCGCCAUGCAUGUAACUAAACACAUCACAUUCCUUUCACAUGCACUUGCUCGCCACCUAUACCAUGUCAACUCUGUAUAACAUAUUUUAUUGCUCACCUGGUACGAAAACCUAAGCUCAUUCCUUUUAUUUUUUGCCUUCCAAAAAGAAAAAAAAAAUUAACGGCAAUAAAAUUCAGCUAAAUGAAUUGUGAAGAUUACUUUUUCGAUGGAAUGAGAACUUGUUAAUUUAUACACUUCAGUCAUGUGACAGCACCAAGUUGCCCAUCAUUUGGACUACAGAUGGAUUUACAAGAUACACCGUCACAAUUCGGCAUGUUGAUUAGCGCAGAAAGAGGCUGUAUCGCCAAAGAUUAGGUGUCCUCGUGUUGUUCAAUUUUCAAUAAAAAUACUUCCGUACGCAAAAGUAGUUUUAAUCCCACAUUUCCUCUUCCGUUUCACCAAAAUUUUAGGAUGUUGUCGAAAAAAAUGACUAGGGUGUUUACACCAAGUAAUUACGGUGAUAAAAGCUCUUUCGCCAUUUUGAAAGACGUUUCUUGCGGGAAUUUGCGGUUUAAGAGUUUCAACUUACGCGAUGCACCUGCACAACACAUGCAUUAGAGGAACGCAUGUAUGCCAGCAUGCAAUGCACGUUCAAAUAAUACGCGAUACAAAUACACACAAAAUUUUUUUUCAUUUUUCAAAGUUUUUCAAUGUUUUCCCUCGAACAAAUUCCACCCUGAAGAGGGUUUAAAAUGUCUUAGAAUGUGCAGGUUAACAUUCUAGGCAGUUUCCUGAACAUUGCAUCUUGUACUCUCGUUAAAUCAACUAUGCACCGUGUUCAGACUGGUUGUAAAUAGUGGAGAUGUGCAAUUAGCGUUUCUACUGCGAUGUUAAUUAAAGCAAAGAAUGUGUCGCUAACAUUGAUAAUUAAAAAUAAUGUCGAUAAUAAAGAUUGAAUAAUGUAGAAGAAACAUGUUGCGUAACUAUCAAGAUAAAUAUUCUAUUUCUGUAUUGGAGUUUUUUC